AUGAUCGCUGUAUCGACGCCAUGUCUUUCAGAUCAACCAAAGAGUGCUGGUGAACUGGAAACAACCAGUCCAGGUUUCAUAGUCUCAUUACCAGUAUCGGAAACUAGUGCAGGAGCCUGCAGAGAUUUCUCCCAUCUCCCUCAAACAAUACCUCAUUUUGUCAGUCGUGUCCAGGAAUGCAACGCCAUUAGCAGAUACCUCUGUCCAACACACGAUUGCAGAUGUGUUCUCGUACAUGGCGUUACUGGUGUGGGUAAAACAAGCACAGCUAUCAAGGUAGCAAACGACCGAUUGGACUCCGACAGUUGCACCGUGGUUGUUUAUGUCAAUUGCAGAUAUAUAAAUUCUCUGGACGAUUUCGCAGAAAAGGCUCUUCAACAAGUUUACCCUUGUCCUGUCGACAAGCCGAUAUCAGAGCUGAAAAAUCGCCUGAAAAGCCAAGCUUUCUACACUGUGUUGCUGCUGGACAACUUCGAAUUUCUGCUGUAUUUGGGCGACAUUGGGCAAGAAACUCCCCAUGAAGGAGCAGUGGCACAAGGGAGGAUGACCCCACCAUGCGAAGAAUCGAAGAUCAUGAAUUUUAUCACUGAAACUGUGAUGAUUUCAAGAAAAGUCAAGUUACUGGUCACUUCAUCAGAGAAAAUUGUGUUUCCGGACCUAGGGCAGCAAAAGGUUCAUCUGGAUUGCUUUAAACCAGAAGAAUCAUUUCAGCUUUUGCAAAGAGUUUGUAUAGAAAGGGUGGUUGACCAGCAGCUCGCGUACCAGCUAUCACAGAUUUGCAGCGGCAUUCCCCUCGUUCUGUACACCUUAGCCAUGUCACACUCCGACCUGCUUGAUCUCGUGGCACGUAUGAGCUGCGCACAACCGAGCGAUGCAUUUGAGUUCUUAAGAAAGAUCCAGUCCGUCCCGAAAGAAAAAAAGAUUAACGUGUGCCUUGAUAUUUGCUUUGGCAGACUUAAUGAAAAGGAAAAGAGCACCCUCAUAAUAUUAGCACUUCUUAGAGGGCGUUUCACCCUGCGUAGAGCUGAACAAAUAUUUCAAUCAUUGAUGCUGAGUAAACAUCAGCUCACAGAUAAUGCAUUGGAACUGGCAAAGCGAUCUCUUUUAGGACGAAACAUCUUUAAGGAUGUUUGUUUCUUUACUUUUCUCAGAGUCAUUCGCGACUACUGCGGAAAGAAGACAUCAGAUCAGUCAGGUUUUCGUGAAAUCUUUGUCAAUGCCCGGAAUGUGUUCAUCAACUACUUUCUUACCUUCCUGACAGACACAUUUAAACUGUUCUUGAGCAAGAACGCUUCAGACGCAAUCACAGCUUUCCGACAGGACGAAGAGAACAUCAUGCAACUUAUUGAGUGGUGUGACAACGGAGAAAUGCCUGCAGAACAAAUUGGGAAGUGCAUCGAUGUCUUCAACGGCGUUGGGGAGCUUCUGGCGAAGAUGAUUGGAAAGGAGAGAUAUGAAUCUGUUUUCAACGUGUUAAGAAAGAAGUCUGAAGAAAUGGAAGAUCAAAAGAGAUUGAGUGAGUGCCUCACCUCCCUGGGGAUCAAACAAGUGUUCCACUAUUUUGUCAGUCGUGUCCAGGAAUGCAACGCCAUUAGCAGAUACCUCUGUCCAACACACGAUUGCAGAUGUGUUCUCGUACAUGGCGUUACUGGUGUGGGUAAAACAAGCACAGCUAUCAAGGUAGCAAACGACCGAUUGGACUCCGACAGUUGCACCGUGGUUGUUUAUGUCAAUUGCAGAUAUAUAAAUUCUCUGGACGAUUUCGCAGAAAAGGCUCUUCAACAAGUUUACCCUUGUCCUGUCGACAAGCCGAUAUCAGAGCUGAAAAAUCGCCUGAAAAGCCAAGCUUUCUACACUGUGUUGCUGCUGGACAACUUCGAAUUUCUGCUGUAUUUGGGCGACAUUGGGCAAGAAACUCCCCAUGAAGGAGCAGUGGCACAAGGGAGGAUGACCCCACCAUGCGAAGAAUCGAAGAUCAUGAAUUUUAUCACUGAAACUGUGAUGAUUUCAAGAAAAGUCAAGUUACUGGUCACUUCAUCAGAGAAAAUUGUGUUUCCGGACCUAGGGCAGCAAAAGGUUCAUCUGGAUUGCUUUAAACCAGAAGAAUCAUUUCAGCUUUUGCAAAGAGUUUGUAUAGAAAGGGUGGUUGACCAGCAGCUCGCGUACCAGCUAUCACAGAUUUGCAGCGGCAUUCCCCUCGUUCUGUACACCUUAGCCAUGUCACACUCCGACCUGCUUGAUCUCGUGGCACGUAUGAGCUGCGCACAACCGAGCGAUGCAUUUGAGUUCUUAAGAAAGAUCCAGUCCGUCCCGAAAGAAAAAAAGAUUAACGUGUGCCUUGAUAUUUGCUUUGGCAGACUUAAUGAAAAGGAAAAGAGCACCCUCAUAAUAUUAGCACUUCUUAGAGGGCGUUUCACCCUGCGUAGAGCUGAACAAAUAUUUCAAUCAUUGAUGCUGAGUAAACAUCAGCUCACAGAUAAUGCAUUGGAACUGGCAAAGCGAUCUCUUUUAGGACGAAACAUCUUUAAGGAUGUUUGUUUCUUUACUUUUCUCAGAGUCAUUCGCGACUACUGCGGAAAGAAGACAUCAGAUCAGUCAGGUUUUCGUGAAAUCUUUGUCAAUGCCCGGAAUGUGUUCAUCAACUACUUUCUUACCUUCCUGACAGACACAUUUAAACUGUUCUUGAGCAAGAACGCUUCAGACGCAAUCACAGCUUUCCGACAGGACGAAGAGAACAUCAUGCAACUUAUUGAGUGGUGUGACAACGGAGAAAUGCCUGCAGAACAAAUUGGGAAGUGCAUCGAUGUCUUCAACGGCGUUGGGGAGCUUCUGGCGAAGAUGAUUGGAAAGGAGAGAUAUGAAUCUGUUUUCAACGUGUUAAGAAAGAAGUCUGAAGAAAUGGAAGAUCAAAAGAGAUUGAGUGAGUGCCUCACCUCCCUGGGGAUCAAACAAGUGUUCCACUGCUCAUGUUCGCCAGGUCUGUGUGAUGUAGCGGCGGAACGAACCAAGGAAUAUUUGGUGGAAGCCGACAAAAUUCAGAGCAGUCGGAAUCUGAACAUCAACACAGGAAAUAGCCGGGCCCAAUGUCUCUCCAAACUUGGUCGAUGUCUCGCAAAGGAAGGCAAAUUCUCUGAAGGGAAAGUGAAGAUUCAGCGGGCUAUCGACAUUAGACAAAGACAUGGGGAAGAGGACAUCGUCAUGCUUGCAGCAACAUACAAUGAUAUGGCAGUGGCUCUGUCGCUUAAAGGAGACCACCAGGAAGCCAUUGAAGUCAGAGAGAGUGAGACCCUUCCAGUUUACAGGGAACAACUGGGUGACCAUCCCUUCACGGCAACCAUACUCAACAAUCUGUCCAAUAACUACUAUGCUCUUGGUCAAUACGACAAAGCUAAGCAGUAUUCAGAUGAAGCACUGAGGAUGCGGGAAGAGUUGCUGAAGGAUCAUCGUGACACGGCCAAGUCUCUGUUUGAUCUUGGUAUGGUGCAGAAAGAAAGGGGAGAACUCCAGGAAGCAAAAGAAUGCCUUGAAAGGUCACAGACCAUUCAGGAGAGGGUGCUGGAUGACAACACCAAGGAUCUUCAACGAACUAAAGAACAGAUUGAAGAAGUGUGCAGCCGUCUUGCCCGCCAACAGUUACUGGAGAUCGACUGAGUAAGAGGACGUUUUAACCUGAUCCCAGCACGAAACCUACCACGAAGAGAAGCUGAGUGUUCUCCCAUUUAAUGCUUGCUGGGAUCAGGCUUUUAAAGCAAAACGUUAGUUGUAGACAACAAAGGAUUAUCAAUAGCUUAAAAGAUCGAAGCAACCAUGGUAUCGAUGUCAGUUUUACAGAAAUUUAAUUACCUUACACGUAGAUCCAACUAACUACUAAGUACUAAGUGUUUCCUAAAACACUGAAUUUAAGUGUUUCAUCACAAUGAUAUCAGCGGAAAAAAUAGGCACCUCUGACAUGUGCAGCAAAAGUUAUUAAUCAAGCUCUCGCAUAGAUAUUUAGAAAUUAAUAACGUUAGCUUCCAGUGUGUGGAACUAUUCUAUCAAGCAGUUAGAUGCUAAUAUCUAUGGACGACCAAUUGUCCUGGUCUGUUGAAGCCCUAAUAUCACAUUUUGUUGUGAUCCCUGAAUAUAUUUACGAGUCUUGCAGUAUUUCUGUAGUUGCUCAUCAGAGAGAAUGACGGGCAUUGAACCGUUUACCUUAAGCUAGCUAUGCAUAUAUGCGCGGCACCAAAGAGCCAGAAUUUUGAGUCGUUUUGGUCGUUUUCCCAUGUAGAUUUCUCCUGGAAAAUAGCCCGCUGAAGUAAAUACUACUGCUGAAUACACCGGCAAACAACGGUACGAUAAAAUGGCAAUUGCGCUCCAGAAAUUAACGGUUGGACAUUACGGUAAAUAAUGUCUUGAUGUUUUCAGUUUUAGGUUUACUAGUACAAGAACAUUUUGUGGUAAACAAUAAAGAGAAAAUGAAAAUCGUGUUUAUGACUCGCUCCUAUGGAUUGAUAGAUUCCCUGGGAAAUUUUAUGUUCCAAAAAAACUACAUUUCCCGCUUGGAACUAUCAGCACAUAGGCCCUAGACAGAAAAUUUUUUUGUACUCGCUCUCGUUUUCUAUGGCCGAUAGGCAACGACUCGCUCACAGAAAACCCAGGCUCGUAGUCUGUUUGAUAAUUCUGGAUUCUCCGCAAACGUGUGGUUAACAAACAAUUUUCUUUCUUUAUAAAAUCUCUCUUAAGAUGAAGCUUGCCUUCAGUUCAUUACAAUCAUAGUGCAAUAUUUUCAAAGCAAUUAUACCAAAUUUGGCGAGGCACUGUCGGAUGUUGUAUACACAUUUUAUUGAACUUUUAAGGGAACAGGUAUACGCUUAUUUUAACGCGUACUGCAUGUACCUACUUGGACGUAUGUAGUCUGCAUGACUGAUGUAGCAGACAGUCCAUACGACUAAAGUACAAACGUAAGAAUACAAAGAGACGUCUAGAUGCAUGGGUAGGGGGAAGGCGACUGUCAAUGAAUUUUCUUUUGCACAGUUUAAGUAUUAGGUGAUGUAUUAUUUUUGAGUAAACACUUCGAUUGUGUAUUGAAGACUUGGCCUUGUAAACCCGACGUUUAUUUGAAGCGGACGUUUGAGAAAAAACGUUUUACUAUGUUUCAUUUGCCUGGUGUCUUAACGAUGGGACUAAAGAAGGACUAUUAUAAAUACGAAACUCAAG
Molecule: messenger RNA, 5196 nt
Organism: Orbicella faveolata
Lineage: Eukaryota; Metazoa; Cnidaria; Anthozoa; Scleractinia; Merulinidae
Molecular function (GO): ADP binding; protein binding
Source: RefSeq, a predicted model, not a curated record